GCCUGCGCGUGGGGCGGGACUCGGCGGCAGGGUCUUACGGCCCGCGGUGUGGCCGGCGCUGCUUCGGGAGCGGGGCGGGGCGGGGGCCCGCUCAUGGCCGCCGCCGUCGUCAUGGAGACCUCGGACGACGCCGGCAACCGGCUUCGCUUUCAGCUGGAGCUGGAGUUCGUGCAGUGCCUGGCCAACCCCAACUACCUGAACUUCCUUGCCCAAAGAGGGUACUUCAAGGACAAGGCCUUUGUCAAUUAUCUGAAAUACCUGCUUUACUGGAAAGAGCCAGACUACGCCAAGUACCUGAAGUAUCCCCAGUGCCUGCACAUGUUGGAGCUGCUGCAGUAUGAACAUUUCCGUAAGGAGCUGGUGAAUGCCCAGUGUGCCAAGUUCAUUGACGAGCAGCAGAUCCUGCACUGGCAGCAUUAUUCCCGAAAGCGGAUGCGGUUGCAGCAGGCCCUGGCAGAGCAGCAGCAGCAGCAGCCUCAGCAGCACAGCAGCAGCAGCAGUGCAUCCUCAGCGGGAAAGUGAAGGAAGGGAGGGAGGGAGGGGAACCACUAAAGGCGUUUCUCCGAACCACCUUCUUUGUUCUAAUUCCCAAAGUAAAGUUCUUUGUCAGAAGAGGCCGUUGGAUAAGCCUGAGUGUCUAACCUGAGUAGGCCUGUUGGCCUUGCCAGGGGAGAAGUCCAAGGAUCCCAGCGCUCCUAGGGCCACAUUCAUGUGGGCACAAAGGUGAAAACCUUGCCCAAGUUCCCCUGGGUCUGGAGAGGGCCCUAAAAGGUGCUAAGGGGCCCACAGAAAGCUGAGAGGGGUGCUUGGCCCAUACCCUGGGUCUCUGUUCACCACUUCCUUAGUAAUAAAGAGAACCCCUUCCACCAUUUA
Trichosurus vulpecula (common brushtail) is the source of this 873-nucleotide messenger RNA. It is a transcript of the gene MED31, whose product is annotated as mediator complex subunit 31. Gene Ontology annotation, cellular component: core mediator complex; mediator complex. Gene Ontology annotation, molecular function: transcription coregulator activity. The transcript has 4 exons. NCBI's taxonomy places the organism in Eukaryota, Metazoa, Chordata, Mammalia, Diprotodontia, Phalangeridae. The coding region runs from base 94 to 522 and encodes 142 amino acids. The record is from RefSeq and is a predicted model, not a curated record. Gene Ontology annotation, biological process: regulation of transcription by RNA polymerase II.